This is a messenger RNA of Loxodonta africana (African savanna elephant), 726 nucleotides long. RefSeq lists its product as uncharacterized. The annotation marks the transcript as partial. The transcript is spliced from 2 exons. Lineage: Eukaryota; Metazoa; Chordata; Mammalia; Proboscidea; Elephantidae. The record is from RefSeq and is a predicted model, not a curated record.
UCUACCCACCCACCCAUCCACCCAUCCACCCAUCCAUCCACCCACCCACUUAUCCAUCCACACACACACAUCCACCCACCCAUCCAUCCAUCCACCCACACAACCACCCAUCCUUCCACCCACCCACUCAUCCACACACAUCCACCUACCCACUCACCCACCCACCCACUCACUCAUCCACCUAUCCACCCAUCCAUCAUCGACUGACCCAUUCACCCAUGUGCCCAUCUAUCCCUCCACUCAUCCAUCCACCCAUCAACUCAUCCAUCCAUCCAUCCAUCCAUCCACCCACCCACCCAUGCAUCCACUCAUCUAUUCACCCAUCCACCCAGCCAUCCACCCAGCCAUCCACCCAGCCAUCCACCCACCCAGCCAUCCACCCAUCCACCCAUCCAUCCACCCAUCCAUCCGUCCAUCCAUCCACCCACCCACCCAUUCAUCCACCCACCCAUCCAUCCAUCCGUUCACCCACCGACCCACCCAUCCACCCAUCCACCCACCCACCCAUCCACCCAUCCACCCACCCACCCACCCAUCCACCCAUCCAUCCAUCCAUCCACCCACCCACUUAUCCAUCCACACACACACAUCCACCCACCCAUCCAUCCAUCCACCCACACAACCACCCAUCCUUCCACCCAUCCACUCAUCCACACACAUCCACCUACCCACUCACCCACCCACCCACUCACUCAUCCACCUAUCCACCCAUCCAUCAUCGACUGA